UUCGGAAAUGGACCAAAUGCUUUACUCGUUGGUACUUGUGGAUUGAGUAGGAGUUUUUGGGAGUGUGACGCGAGAGAAAUUCCGAGUAUAAAACUCGGCCAAAACCUUCUUAUAGCUAUUAUCAAAUACCUUUCUUCCUCUGCGAACCUAGAAAUUCUAGACAAGUUGAACGCCAAAUGGCUACCAUAGACGAAAGUCCCUCUGCUAAGCGGUGGCUUCCUCUUGAAGCUAAUCCAGAUGUUAUGAACCAGUUCCUUUGGGGCUUAGGUCUUCCGGAGAGUGAGGCAGAGUGCUAUGAUGUUUAUGGCUUGGAUGAGGAACUCUUGGAAAUGGUUCCGAAGCCUGUUCUUGCCGUUUUGUUCCUCUAUCCCAUAACUCAGCAGAGUGAAGAAGAGAGAAUGCGGCAGGAAGGUGUGAAAAAGGAACAUGGCAGUAAAGUUUAUUUCAUGAAACAAACUGUGGGUAAUGCUUGUGGAACGAUAGGGCUUCUUCAUGCUGUUGGGAACAUCAAUUCAGAUAUCAAGCUUCUUGAGGGAUCAUUCUUGGAUAAGUUUUUCAAAUCCACUGCAAAGAUGGAUCCACUGGAGCGUGCUGCAUAUCUUGAGAAUGACAGAGAAAUGGAAGUUGCACAUUCUGUAGCAGCAACAGCUGGUGAUACAGAGGCUUCAGAUAAUGUGGACACUCACUUUAUCUGCUUCGCGUGUGUGGAAGGAGAACUUUUUGAGCUUGAUGGAAGAAAGUCGGGACCAAUAUCACAUGGUGCAUCCUCGCCAAGCAACUUAUUGCAGGAUGCAGCUAAAGUCAUACGGAACAUGAUCCAGAAAAACCCUGACUCCCUUAAUUUUAAUGUAAUCGCCAUUUCAAAGAAAGCUGAAGGUGCAAUUUAAAUUUGGCAGUUUCAGGCUGUACAAGUUUUGUCCAGCCAUCCAUGAUGUGGUCGGUUGUAGGCUUUAUAAAACCCUUUGUCAUCAGUUAAAGACAUGCAGGGAAUAAUUUUCUGUUAAAUGUUCUGUGUAAAGCUAAAUCUUUAGCAUAAGAUUUCUAUUAUGAAUCUCGCUGGUUGGAUGUACGGUUUGAGUUCCAAUAUUGUUCAACCCUAACAUGAAUCCUAUACUAAUGAUUUGGGUAAGAAGAAAUGAUAUUAUAAUGGAUCAAUUAUUCAGAAAUUGGGUGAAA
Molecule: messenger RNA, 1176 nt
Organism: Hevea brasiliensis (rubber tree)
Lineage: Eukaryota; Viridiplantae; Streptophyta; Magnoliopsida; Malpighiales; Euphorbiaceae
Product: ubiquitin carboxyl-terminal hydrolase 3
Exons: 9
Coding region: 177-887 (236 amino acids)
Biological process (GO): protein deubiquitination; ubiquitin-dependent protein catabolic process
Cellular component (GO): cytoplasm
Molecular function (GO): cysteine-type deubiquitinase activity
Source: RefSeq, a predicted model, not a curated record